AUGACAAAUUAUGAGUUCUACCAAGCUGUGAAACCCUACAUCGAUGAUGAAGUGGUUGAGUAUACAGGCAUUGCCGUAACCGACGAUGGUCACGUCAUAAAUCUUCCAGGAGGUCCGAACAAUGAACUUGACGUGGAAUACCUCAUGGAGAAAAUGGGACUUUUGGACGACGGUGAAUCCGCCGACUCUGAAGAAGAAGACAGCACCCUAAACCCUCUACAGCGCUUAGGGGCUCGCGCAAGUUGUAGAUGCUGUAUGACUGUCGAAUACAAUCGUGGAAAAUUCACUUUGGAGUUCGUCCUUAACAAGCGUCGGAUGUACAGAAAUGCCGUCAACUUAAGGCGUGUCCCUCGGCUGUGUUACCGUGUACCCGGUCUGAAGUUAGCAUCGGUCUGCUUGGAACUGUAUGGAAUCGACAUUGCUCAGAGGAGACUCUGUGCAAAACUUGUUGGCACGGUGGACCUUAAGGUAAAAAAAUUCAGAGUGAACUUCAAACUUGGAUGCGUAAGUAUACCAAUCCUGAAGAACGCAGAGGGGCUUUAUUUGGGACAGGAUGGAGCUGAGAUGCAGAAUGAUUACCCCAUUAAUGAUGACGUUGCAGAUUUGGCUGGAAACGACGAUAUGAUGAGAUACGAAGCUGAUGACGUAGACAUGUCAUCUGAUGACGUCAAAAAGCCGGAAGAUAAACUGAUUGCUCUAUUCAUAACCGAGCUCUGGAAAUCUCUGACUAAUAUGGAUUAAUAAAGGACACUCAUAAUUCUAUUUAUAUAUGUAUAUUCACUGUUUUGAAACUAGUUUAAUAUAUAUGUAUGAAUGUAGACUUUUGUAAGAAGUAGACUGUUUAAUACACAUAUA
Molecule: messenger RNA, 855 nt
Organism: Mya arenaria
Lineage: Eukaryota; Metazoa; Mollusca; Bivalvia; Myida; Myidae
Exons: 6
Coding region: 1-741 (246 amino acids)
Source: RefSeq, a predicted model, not a curated record